AUGGGAGGCUCCUCCCCAGCUUGCUCCUGGGGCUUCAUAGCUGAGAGCAAGCAAAACUUGGGGGCAUCCAAACCUGAAGCCUCCGGACUUGGACCUGCAGCAGUCAAGGAGACAGAGGGAAAACUAGAGGGGGAAGAGCACCUUGUAGACUCUGUCAGUGAGUGUGAUGGAGGAGAGAGCACGCAGCCUGCGUUCCACAUGCUGAUCAUAAAAGAUGGGUCUGAGAGCAGCCUUGAAACAGGAGAGAAGGCUGAGCCUGUAAAGAAGGAAGAAGGAAAUGGAAGCUAUUGCAUGGUGCAGGUUGCUCAGUCACCCACCAGGCCCCAACUUGCCCUGGACUGUCAGCUUAACUUUACCACCAUGUGUGGGCAGUUGCCCCCUUUCUUUGGUGACACUGGCUCUGUGCUUUCAGCCCCAGGAGAUAUGUUUGCCCAGGAACCCCCAAACCAGCCAGGGUGCCAUAAACAAGCAGAGAAGUAUUACCCUGACAAGAUAGAAAAGGUGACCAAGAAAAAGAAAAUUGUUGGCAGCUCCAAGAAGGCAGCCAAAGUUGUAUCAGGCAAUCUCUACAGCCAUGUGCAGUUCCCAGAUGUGGACCCAAACCUGAGCCUCAGCAAUGCCACCCGUAGAUCAACCAGAUGUGCUAUAGCCAGCACUGAAUCUCAGGAGCUCCACAAGGGACCUGCAGUCCAGGAAACUGGAAGUGCCCAGGAUGCAGUCAAGGAGAGAAAAGGGCCACCUGAGAAUCCAGAAGUCCUGCCACCUGUCAGGAAGAAAACACGCACCUUCUACAGUACAGAGCAGCUAGAGGAGCUGGAGAAGAUGUUCCAGGAAGACCAUUACCCUGACAACGAGAAGAGGAAGGAGAUUGCUGCUGUGAUUGGUGUGACACCACAGCGCAUCAUGGUCUGGUUUCAGAACCGCAGAGCAAAGUGGAGGAAAAUGGAGAAACUGACUGUGAAAGAGACCAAGAAAUGCCCAGCACUAGCAACAACUCUGUCAGCUCCAACAGGGUCAGACACUUAUGGAUCAUCUCUUCUGCCUAUGCCUCCACUGCCUAACAUCACUCAUGACCAGUCUGCCAUGCUCAACAUGGAUACUACAGCUGGGACCAAUCCUAGCAUGCUCAGUGGGCAGCCUGCUCCAUUUGUCUCCUCCACAGUCUCUUCAGUUACUGGAGUGGUGGCACCUUAUGAAACAGUCCAGACAAAAGCCCUAUCCCAAGGGAGCUUCAGUUCCAGCAGGAUGGAGUGCUUUCCCACAAUUCUCAGCCCACCACCUAUUCGCAGGGCCAGUCUCCCUCUCAGUCUGACCUUCAAUCCAAACAACCAUAUUGUUCCUUUGAUGCUGGACACUCCCAAGAGUGAAUGCAGCCCCUCCAGCCAAAAAAACAGUUCCAGGGAGGCCUUCACUUACACCUUCCAGAGUCAAGGGGUCAACUCCCCAUCAUCCUGCAGCUACCUUGACCAGAUGGAGCCUAGAGCCAACCUGGAGACCCCAUAUUACCAGUACAGUAACCAGUCUGGAAAUUAUCCGCUGCCCCAGUACCCCCAGCAGCACCAGGUCUCCCAGUACCACCGCUUUCCAGUCCACCUGGCCAGUGACAUGCUUCCCAGUGUCCGCCUCAUGUCAGCUACACCUAGCGAGUCCAAUCCAGCUUUCUUCAGCUUGGGUGGCAGUGGUGGGAUUGUGACCUAUGGUGCAGCGGGUGUCCCCCGAGGGUAUCUGCAGAACCAUGUAGGGGAACAGUUCCUUUUACAGCAGCCAGGAGGGAGCUCAGGAGGUAUCUCAGCCUACCAGGCCAUCUCUUGGAAUGACUACUACAUGCAGGGCCCCCCUUUCUCCAGUCAGCUGUGCUCACAAGUCCCAUUUUCCGGCAUGGCGGGAGGAACUUAUGCUACAGAGCAGGUUCCUUACACUCAGACCUCAAGCAUGCAGCCAGCUCCCUGUUUUCUCCAGAUGCCCAAUGGAGCAUCAGGAUCUGUGGUAUUUACUGGAAAAGAAAAGGCACCAGCAACACCUGACCAGACUUCAUAUCAAAACCACCCAGCCGAACCAGAACUGCCAACCCCAGCUGAGAGAGAGGACUCAAAUAUUGACAGCAGCAGCAGUAGCCCCAAACAAGAGGAAUGUGCUCCUGAUGUCAAAGAUGAAACUAAAGAUUGACUCUGAGGAAAAACAAAGAGAAGAGAAAAGUAUAUUGUUUAUUACUAAUAUUUAAACUCUGCAAAAUGUGAGAGAGAAAAGAAGAAUUAAUAUUUGCAAGGGAGGUGCAUUUUUUUUAUUGGUU
Alligator sinensis (Chinese alligator) is the source of this 2290-nucleotide messenger RNA. It is a transcript of the gene NOBOX, whose product is annotated as NOBOX oogenesis homeobox. Gene Ontology annotation, biological process: regulation of transcription by RNA polymerase II. Gene Ontology annotation, molecular function: RNA polymerase II cis-regulatory region sequence-specific DNA binding; DNA-binding transcription factor activity, RNA polymerase II-specific. Bases 1 to 2166 code for a protein of 721 amino acids. The record is from RefSeq and is a predicted model, not a curated record. Lineage: Eukaryota; Metazoa; Chordata; Crocodylia; Alligatoridae. The transcript is spliced from 9 exons.